GACGCUGCUCCAUUCAUUGCAGUCUGAGGCAGACGGAGCUCUGUCGGUCAAACUCGCCACCAACACUGCAUCUUCCGUCCUCGAAGUCAAACACUCCGCAGCUUCUCCGGCGUCACUUUUUUCCUCCUUCCCUUUUUUACCCCAGAGUGUGCGCGGAGUGCGUUGUAGUUGUGAGCAUGCACGACGACGACCGCCACCGAAACAAGGAUUCAAGAAGAACAUGGACAAAUCGACAACUUAUAUUUUACAAAUGCACUUUAUAUUUAUUCAUCUUCAGUCUGGAACUGAAGGGGAGCGUUACGGCACCGCAGGACUCUGAUGAGUUUGCUUUCUUCCAUGAGGGCGCCCAGGGAUGCCUGGGGGUGCAGGAUCACUCCCUCAUCCUUUCAUCCUCCUGUAAGGAAGACAACCAGCGAUGGAAGUGGGUGACCCGGGGGCGCCUGUUUAACCUGGGCUCCUCGCUGUGCCUGGGUGUGACCACUGGCAACCUCACCUCCAGGUGGAGGUCUCCUCUGGGGGUGUACACCUGUGACCAUGAACCUCCCACAGUACGUUGGACCUGGAACUGUGGCCAGGUGCUGGACAACCUCAACAACUACCUUCCAUCACCAUCACUUUGGAACUCCUCCACAACACCCUCCCCUUCAAAGCUCAAAUGGACUCUGUACGGUGGCGUUCUGGACCUGUGCUCUAAAACAUAUCGAGAGAUCUAUACAAUCCAGGGGAACUCUCACGGCCGCCCCUGCUACCUGCCCUUCCUGUACGAUCGCCGGUGGUUCCACAGUUGCACUGGCAUCGGGCGGGAGGAUGGUCACCUGUGGUGCGCCACCACCUAUGAUUAUGGCAAGGACGAGCGCUGGGGCUUCUGCCCUGUGAAGAGCAGCGACUGUGAGACAUUCUGGGAUACUGACCCGCUGACAGAGAGCUGUUACCAGUUUAACUUCCAGGCUACGCUGUCAUGGAACGAGGCUCGGGUCAGCUGCCAGCAGCAGGGGGCGGACCUGCUAAGCAUCACCAAGCUGCAUGAGCAAACCUACAUAAAUGGUUUACUGACUGGCUACAGUGCUGCUUUGUGGAUUGGCCUCAACGACCUGGACAUCAAUGGAGGCUGGCAGUGGGCCGACUCCUCACCACUUAAAUAUCUCAACUGGGAGCAAGAUCAGCCAAACCAUGCUGAGGAGGAGAACUGUGUUGUGAUCAGAACCGAGUCAUCCGGCCGCUGGCAAAAUCGCGAUUGUUCUGUUGCCUUGCCAUAUGUUUGUAAGAAGAGGCCAAAUGCCACCCUGGACCCCUUCACUACUGAUUCCUGGGCAGACGAUGAGAAAUAUGAGUGUGAUGUGGGCUGGCAGGCCUUCCAGGCUGGCUGCUACAAGCUAACUUCAGAGAAGACUGACUGGGAUACAGCACAGAAGACCUGCCAGAAGAUGGAGGCCAACCUGGUCAGCAUCCAUACCCUGCCUGAGCUUGAGUUCAUCAUGCGCAACCUCAAGAGAGACAUUGACCAAGUCUGGACAGGGCUUCAUGACACUGACAUGCAAAUGGACUUCCAGUGGACCGACCACACACCCGUCAUCUUCACCUACUGGCACCCCUUUGAACCCAAUAACUUCCGCAACACCCAAGAGGAUUGUGUCUCCAUUUGGGGAGCUGAGGGCCGCUGGGAUGACAGCCCCUGUAAUCUGACUCUGCCCUCCAUCUGUAAGAAACCAGGAACAAAGAGUGAUGGGAAGCCACAGCACAAAGACUGCAAACAAGGCUGGAAGUGGCACAGUCCAGCGUGUUACUGGGUGGGAGAAGAUCUGCUCACCUUCAGUGAGGCCAGGAAGUCCUGUGAAGACCAUGCAGCCGCCCUUGUUACCAUUACCAAUCGAUUUGAGCAAGCCUUUGCUAACAGCCUGGUGUUCGGUCGCUCUGGAGAUGCCUUCUGGAUUGGCCUAGAUGACCAGGGCAGCCCCGGCUCCUACCACUGGCUCAGUGGGGAUGAAGUGUCCUACACCAACUGGAAUCAAGACCAGCCAGUUAGCAUCCAUGGUGGCGGCGGCUGUGUUUCUAUGACAACGGGCUUCACAAUAGGUCUGUGGGAGGUGAGGGAGUGUGCGUCAUCAAAGGCGAAAUUCAUCUGCCGUCAGAAUCAGGACACGUCUCUGAGUCCCGAGCCUCCCGUGCCCCAGCCCACCCCUAGCCUCAGUGGCUCCUGUCCCAGCGGCUGGAAGAGCAACAGCAACCUGCGCUACUGUUACAAGGUGUUUCACUCCUCCCAGCUGGAGCAGAAGCUGAGCUGGCUACAGGCUCACCUGUUCUGCCAGAGACACGGAGCCAACCUGCUGAGCAUCAGUGGCCCUGAGGAGGAGCACUUUGUUCUGCAGGUCCUGCAUGAGGCCUUUGGGGAAUCUGAGGAACAUGAGCAGCAUUGGUUUUGGAUUGGACUGAACCGCAGGAACCCCACAGAUAACAGCAGUUGGAAGUGGAGCGAUGGACUGGCUUUCACGUACCAGAACUUUGGCCGCUACUACUACAACAUUCGGCAGUGCGCUGCAGCAGACUUGGGCACUAUGACCUGGCUGGCUAUGCACUGCGACUCUGAGUUAGACUGGAUCUGCAAGAUCCCUAGAGGUAGUGUUGAAAUGAAACCAGAAGUCUCUGAAGGCACCAGUUCACCUGAAUGGAUUGGCUUCCAGGAGGCUGAGUAUAAAUUCUUUGGCCACCGUACCACUUGGGAGCAGGCCCGGAGGAUUUGCUCCUGGUUUGAUUCCUCGCUGGCCUCUGUCCACUCAGCUGAGGAAGAGGCUUUCCUGGCCAACACUUUACGCAAGAUGGUAAAGGUGGAGGGUGACAACUGGUGGCUGGGGCUUCACACCUACGAAAAUGACGGCCGUUUCCGCUGGUCUGACCACUCUGUACUCAACUAUGUGUCCUGGACUCUUGGGAGCCCACGCCCGCUCAGCCGUGAUCGUAAAUGUAUCUACAUAUCCGCCAGCAAAGGGGAGUGGGCUGAUCAGAAGUGCCACUCUGACCUGCACUAUAUCUGUAAGAGAGUGAAUGUCACAGGGACCAUUCCUCCAACUCCAGCAUCCCCCCACCCACCUUCGGGCUGUCCUGAUGGAUGGUCUUCCUAUCAGCAUAAGUGUUUCAGAGUGUUUGAUCAGUCAUACAAGGUCACAUGGUCUGCAGCCAAGCUGAAAUGUGAGGCACAGAGAGGUGUACUGGCAGUGGUGUCCAAUCAUUUGGAGCAAGCCUUUGUCACCACUCUGCUGAACAAUGUCAGUGUUAACCUUUGGGUAGGUCUGACCUCAGACUCUAAAGGUCAUUUCCAGUGGACCAAGGCUGGCCUGCUCAGCUACACCAACUGGGCUCCUGGAGAGCCUCUCGACAACAGCGGACCACACCACAACAGGACCCCGGGAAACUGUGUGGUGAUGAUUCAUGGGAACCCACAGAAGAACACGGGCAUGUGGGCUUCCCGAGCCUGUGAGAUGGAAAGUAAUGGCUUCAUCUGUCAAAGUCAACAAGACCAAGGUCUCCCUCCGGCACCUCCCCUGAUUCCUGCCUCCUUGUCAAAGCCUGUAGAGCUGGGUGGAGUGAUGUACCGGGUGGUGGAGAAGCCCCUGGACUGGACUGGUGCUCUGCACCUGUGUGAAUCUUUGAAUGGGACCCUGGCUAUAGUAAAGGACCCCUACCAACAGGCGUACCUCACGCUGCUGAUCAACAGCCUGCGCCGGCCGGCCUGGGUUGCACUUUACAACGAUGGAGGGCGGAGCUUCACCUGGCUGGGUGAAGAAGAAGUGUCCUAUUCAAACUGGAGAGAUGGGGAGCCCUUUCAGAUGGCUGGCUGUGGUCAUAUGACCCUUACUGGGCAAUGGACUAUGACUACAAAGUGUGAUACUAAAUUGGAGGCUGCUCUCUGUCAAAUUAGUGAAGAACCUGUAACGCACCAGUGGAAUUUCCCUGGCCAGUGCCCCCACUCUCUAGGAGAGUGGGCGUGGGUGUCUUUCAGAAACCACUGUUAUGCCUUCAACCUGCAAAGACUUAAACUGCAGCAGGAUGCACACACGUCCUGUAAGAAAGUGGGAGCAGAACUUCUUUCUAUCUUGGAUGAGACAGAAAAUGGAUUUAUAUGGGAACACAUCCAGAGCUAUGCAGAACAGGCACAUGGAGCUUGGCUGGGCAUCAGUGUGAAAGGUAGAGGUCUAGUGUGGAGUGAGGACACAGAGAUGUCAUACACCAACUGGGAAGCGCACAACGUUGCCUUCUCUGUUCUGUCUCCAAACUCGUGCUUCUGGAUCCAGAGCAACAGUGGCCUGUGGAAGCCAGGCUCCUGCAAAAACCGCACACAUGGAGUCAUCUGCAAACGGCCACGCAUUGCAGGUGCUGACACCUCAUAUAUAAUGUCAGGUAAUGACUACCGCCCCAUUCUGAUUUUCGUCGCGGUGACGGUCUUGCUGCUGAUUUUCGUUGCUAUAUACAUGUACCGCCGGCGAACUCUUGGGUCCCACGGUUCCUACGAGGGAGCCCGCUACAGCCGCACCAACUCCGGCCUUGCUGAGCAGACUGAGAAGAACAUCCUGGUGUCUGACAUGGAACUGAAUGAGCAGCCGGAGUAGCAGAGCCGCCCUGGAACGACUGACUGACCAACCCAUGGGACUGGACCCAACCUGACACACGAGAGGCUAAUUUCAGUGUGCUAACUUGGAGACACUUUGUGGCAUUUAUGUUCUUUGUUGUCUCUUUUGAAACUAAAAAAAAAUUUCGAAAGUGCUGAACAACUGUGUAGAGCGCAGCAGAUAUUUUGUUUUUCAAUUGAACCCCCUCCUUUUCAGUCCUCUUUGGCCAAGACCUAACAGUUCUAGCAGUUUCUCUCCAGACAAAUCAGAUCAUUCCAUACUCCCCCAGAAAGCCAUAAAUACAUCUACAGGGAGUUAAUUUUGUCACAGCUAAAAAAGUUAAACAUAAAAUCAGUUUUAUGAAAUGACUCCUCACUGUUUUCCCGCGUGCCAAAAUACAUUUUUGCUUGGUGUCUAUUUACUUUCUUGUUCCUAUUUUGAUUGAAAGACUUAAAGCCAAAGAAAGACUAUAACGUCACAGAUCUACUUUUACUAAAACAAUUUGUCUCUGUUCACUAAAUGCAUGGUCAGUCUUCUUCAGGACCAAAUUCAUUUUUUCCACUUUUAUUUGUUUGUUUUUUUUUCUUUUUUGCUGUGAUGAUAUUUAGCUGAACUUGAGUGUCUUUGUUGUUUCAUUGCAUUCAUGUCCUUCCCACUGAUUUGUCCUUAUCUGUGCAGCUGCAGAGAAGUGUUGCUGGUGAUGUGUGUGGUUUUAGUGAGCCCGCCUCUCUCCUCCUCUCCGAGCCGACACGUCAGCACAAGCUGUCAGACGAGCAGAGGAGGAAGAAGAAAAGUGAAUGUGUGGAAGGUGACAGGGACCAGUGACCUUGAACUGUCUGAGGGAAAUACUCCAAAACUGUGCACAUAAGUAGAACUUGGCACUGAAAGCUGGUGUUUAAGUAGACUACAUUGUCUAUGCUACACACUGCUUUGGUACACCAGGAUUAGAGGUUGUCAUCAUAUGAUCAGACUUUCAGCUUCCAUAGCUCUGUGUAUAUUUUGGCACUUUCUGCUGUUAUCUUGAUCUAAUCAUCCGCUUGCCCUGCCUAGUCAUUGCUGCUCUGUGUUUGCAAACCUUUGGUUGUUUUCCCUCCAUCUGGAGUUUUGUAUCCGCCAUGAGAAGAGGUUAGCAAUUUGAUAGUUUUUUUUAUCUUUUAAAUGAUAUUUCAUUAGGUUUCUGACUCAAGUACAACUGGUAAAGACAUUUGGAAACUUUCCUACUUUUAGGUUAUGAUUUUAACUCCUGGAACUCUCAUUCACCUACAAGGGAAAACAUCCCAGAUGUGAAUGAGACUUUGUAUAUAUAGAGCCAAAGAAUGUUUUUAAAGUGAAUUCACUCUUUUGUAACAGAAAGCCUCCUUAUGAUCUUUUUACAUGUCAUUGUUAGAGUUUUCAUUUGUGUAGCAUAAUGACCAGAUUUUCAGAGUUCAUUUGCUUUCUCAGACAUUUCUCUUUUUGCUUCAUCUCUCGCCCCUGAGCGCAUUUCUCUCUUCCUGCUCGGAGGAAUGCUUUGGAGCCAUUUCACUCUGAGGCUUUUGGUAUUUCACUGAGGUGCUAUGAAAAAAAAACAGCCCUUUUUGCUCUGUGAGCUGGACCAAGAUAGGGGGGAAGGGAGGAGGAGUGUGUAUGUGUGUUUCAGUGUGUGUGUGAGCAGUCUCCAGCUGUGGAAUGUUGAGUCGGCAAGAAGAGCUCAGUGGCACGUCUGGAACUAAUCAGGAAAGGAGGGCUCAGGGACACGGAGGGUCAGAAAGAAGACUGAAUAAAGGAAAACCAUGAAGGAGAAAGGGGGGGAAAGAAACUGGGGAUGUAGGAAGAGAGGAUAGCAGGGAAGGAGGAGUGCAAAGGGUUUGGUGGUUUGUCCCAGGCCUACCCUGGCCUCUGCUGGUGGGUAACUGUACACGCCUGCCUCUAUAUGCCAUAGAUGUGAACUUACUGAGGUUUUGAUGUGAAGAUGUGGUGACUCUUAGUGUGUUCCCCAACAAGAUCAUGUUUGUGACGCAGGCUAGCUCUUGUCCCUGUGAAUAGUACCUGAAGCACCUGUUUUUUUGUAUUUUUUUUUUAUAUGAAAUAAAUAAAAUCUGUUUUCAAAGCUUCUGAUUUCACAGUUAUUUAUAGAUUAU
Messenger RNA from Monopterus albus (swamp eel), 6721 nucleotides. It is a transcript of the gene mrc2, whose product is annotated as mannose receptor, C-type 2. NCBI's taxonomy places the organism in Eukaryota, Metazoa, Chordata, Actinopteri, Synbranchiformes, Synbranchidae. The coding region runs from base 177 to 4601 and encodes 1474 amino acids. The transcript has 29 exons. The record is from RefSeq and is a predicted model, not a curated record.